AUGUCUGACUACGGUGACCACGAUGUCGAGGACACUGGCUUCGACUACGAGCCCGCGGAGGAGUUUGAUGAAAAUGAGCCGGAAGACUUCAUCAACCCCGAAGACGUUGAGGGCGCCGAAGGCUAUGAAGGCGCUGGCGAAGAAGGAUAUGCGCAUGCGGCAAAUGGUGAAAGAACCGUGAUUUCCGGGGAUCCCAACGCAGGAUACGCCGGACGGAUCAUGGAACAGCACCGGGAGAAGAAGGUGCCCAACGACCAACGCACGACCACUCCUUACAUGACCAAAUAUGAAAGAGCGCGCGUGCUGGGUACGCGAGCGCUGCAGAUCAGCAUGAAUGCUCCCGUGCUCGUGGAUCUCGAGGGCGAGACGGAUCCUCUGCAGAUUGCGAUCAAAGAGCUUAAUCAGAAGAAGAUUCCGCUGAUCAUCAGAAGAUACCUGCCUGAUGGAUGGUACGAAGACUGGACCUGUGAGGAAUUGCUCUAA
Molecule: messenger RNA, 483 nt
Organism: Rasamsonia emersonii CBS 393.64
Lineage: Eukaryota; Fungi; Ascomycota; Eurotiomycetes; Eurotiales; Trichocomaceae
Product: DNA-directed RNA polymerase
Exons: 4
Coding region: 1-483 (160 amino acids)
Biological process (GO): DNA-templated transcription
Cellular component (GO): RNA polymerase III complex; nucleus; RNA polymerase I complex
Molecular function (GO): DNA-directed RNA polymerase activity; DNA binding
Source: RefSeq, a predicted model, not a curated record